AUGGGGAAAAAAAUUACAUCAAAUAUGCGUGUUUGUUCGCUGCAUUUCUCUGAGACUGAUUAUUUUUCCACAGCAAUUAAAUUAUGCGAAGACAAUGAUCAACUUUGCAACAGUGAAAAUGGCGAGAAAAAUGUAGAUGAGUUUAAUGAUUUAUCGAUUUCCUUGGAUCAAGUUCCUAUAGCAACUGUCAGUCAAAAAAAUAAAGAUACUGAGCCUACAAAAAUUCUGAAAGUAGAUGUCGGGAUAUCAGUGAAAAGCGGAGACUUAGUGGAGCAUAACUUUAGCAAUUUUAUUAAGACAGAUAAAGAGUUAAGUACUGCGACAGGCAUACCCAGUUUCAAAAUUUUAAAUUUACUUUGCAAAAUUGUUGAAAAAGUUGCGCCUAUAUUACGCUCAUAUACUGGAAAGUUAACGAUUCAGGAUCGAGUUAUUUUAACUUUUACUAAAUUAAAACAAAAUGUAAGUUAUGCAUUUUUAGCUCUCUUAUUUCCAUCUUGCUCAGAGAGACAUAUUCCUAAUGUUAUAUGCAACAUUUUAGACAUUUUAGGUAAUGCAUUAAAAGAUGCAAUUAUCUUUCCAUCUAAACAAGAGAUAUUGAAAAAUAUUCCUUCUUGUUUUCGUGAAUAUGCAAACGUUUGCCUCAUUCUAGACUGCACUGAGAUUGAAAUCCAGAGGCCUCAAAAUUUAUGCGAUCAACUUUUAACCUAUUCGUUUUAUAAAGGUCGACAUACAGUCAAAUUUUUGACAGGAUGUUCACCAGGUGGACUUCUUACAUAUGUCAGUCCUGCAUACGGAGGACGAGCCUCCGAUAAGGCCAUUUUUGAACAAAGUAAUAUCAUUCAAACGAUAGGAACCGGUUCCAGCAUCAUGGUCGACAAGGGAUUCAAUAUCGACGAUAUUUGCUUCGAAAAUGGAAUACGAAUUGUAAGACCGCCUUUUCUUCGCAAUAAAGCUCAAUUUUCAGAAACGGAGGCUCUGGACACUCGAGGAAUAGCUAGUGCUCGUGUACAUGUUGAAAGGUUAAAUCAACGUAUGAAGGUUUUCCAAAUUCUUGGAAGUAAAAUGCCAAGCUGUUUGGUUAAAAAGAGCGAACAUAUCAUGACAAUUAUAGCGGCUGUAAUCAACUUGAGUGCCCCUAUUUUAAAGGAUGACAAGUUUCAAAAAUAG
Leptopilina heterotoma is the source of this 1167-nucleotide messenger RNA. RefSeq lists its product as uncharacterized. Lineage: Eukaryota; Metazoa; Arthropoda; Insecta; Hymenoptera; Figitidae. The record is from RefSeq and is a predicted model, not a curated record. Bases 1 to 1167 code for a protein of 388 amino acids. The transcript is spliced from 2 exons.